This is a messenger RNA of Helianthus annuus (common sunflower), 669 nucleotides long. RefSeq lists its product as uncharacterized. The coding region runs from base 1 to 669 and encodes 222 amino acids. The transcript has 2 exons. The record is from RefSeq and is a predicted model, not a curated record. NCBI's taxonomy places the organism in Eukaryota, Viridiplantae, Streptophyta, Magnoliopsida, Asterales, Asteraceae.
AUGGUUGUUGAAAUGAUGAUUUUAGCACAUAAAUCAGCAACGCCUUUUCUUUCCGGGCAUUUGAAUCCCAUUAAUACGGAAGAUGUGAUCCCGUGGCAGGUUGAGGUGUUUACGCUAAGCACGAGGGUUUGGAGAAGCGUGUAUAGCGACAAUGUACCUAGUAAGUUUGUUAGAUUUGGUACUAGAGAACAGGUGGUUGUAGGUGGAGUUGUUUAUUGGCUUGCUCGUGAUAUGUUUGUUCGUGAUAGUGAUAAGCUGUUAGUUUCGUUUGAUCUGACAAGUGAAGAGCUUGGAGAAGUGAAGCUUCCGGAUAGAGUACCCCCUACGUAUUUAAGUUUGUCUCUGUUUAAGCUAAGGCAGUCCCUCGCUGUGAUUGAAGGCAGUGUAGAGGACUCUAAACUGGUUUACCAUGUAUGGGUGAUGAAGGAUGGUGUUCCAAAGUUGUUUGAAAAGCUCUUCACUAUCAGUGGUCACUCACCAGAUGGAUCAACCGUUUUUCUAAGGGGCUUUAGGAAGACCGGUGAAGCUUUAAUCCAAGUGAAGGCUAAUCCUGGCUUCAAUACAACACUUGCUGCCUAUGAACCCUAUUCUAAAGCCAUCACUAAUCUUGGGAUUAAUGGAAGAUGUAUUUCUGUGUGUUCCUAUACAGAAACACUGCUUCUGCUUUGA